AUGGCGAAACAACCUGCCCAGAUUGUUCUACAUCCACUUCGAAGCGACGGCUCGGCCACUUACACCUCACCCAACGGUCUUCACACCAUCACAGUCGGCGUCAAUUAUCCAGUCGAAGUGCCCUACCGCUCGGAUGAGUUGCCGGAUUCAACGCUGGUCGAAGUCAACUUGCGACCAGCCAAUGCCGUGAGCUUGGUCAAGGAACGGCACGUUGAGUCCCUAGUGAAACAGACACUUCAAUCGAUUAUUCGGCAAGAGGAAACACCUCGAAUGCUCUUGCAAGUCACACUUCAAAUCACUAGCGUCGAGGUCGAUGAAGACCUACCAGGUGGGAUCAAGGCAGGUGGUCAAGGCGAAACGUACCUUCCAGUCCUGGCAUCAGCCAUUAAUGCCGCAAUAGCUGGUUGCCUGGACGCUGGAGUACAAAUGAAGCAGAUUGCCGGAUCAGCACUCAUAGGGGUCGGUUACGACGGCACGUGCCUUCUGAGUCCCAGGGUCAAGGACAGAAGGCGAUGCCGAAGCAUGCAUGUGUUCGCGGUAGAUGGAACAGGAGGUGUCGUGCUUGCGGAAAGCGAGGGAGCAUUCAAGAUGGCGGAUUGGACUCGUGCCCUCGAGACCGCGAGACUAUUGGUCGAAGGCCAGGGGGAUGGUGUUACGGGAGUUCUAGAGGGGCUACGGCGGGAAAUAGGGGAGGGGAGGGAGGAAUAG
This is a messenger RNA of Cyphellophora europaea CBS 101466, 708 nucleotides long. RefSeq lists its product as uncharacterized. Gene Ontology annotation, cellular component: nucleolus; cytoplasmic exosome (RNase complex); nuclear exosome (RNase complex). The record is from RefSeq and is a predicted model, not a curated record. The transcript has a single exon. Bases 1 to 708 code for a protein of 235 amino acids. Gene Ontology annotation, biological process: rRNA catabolic process; nuclear mRNA surveillance; poly(A)-dependent snoRNA 3'-end processing. NCBI's taxonomy places the organism in Eukaryota, Fungi, Ascomycota, Eurotiomycetes, Chaetothyriales, Cyphellophoraceae.